Cyprinodon variegatus (sheepshead minnow) is the source of this 551-nucleotide messenger RNA. RefSeq names its product INTS3 and NABP interacting protein (gene inip). Bases 163 to 519 code for a protein of 118 amino acids. Gene Ontology annotation, cellular component: SOSS complex; nucleoplasm; nucleus. Gene Ontology annotation, biological process: DNA repair. The transcript has a single exon. The record is from RefSeq and is a predicted model, not a curated record. Lineage: Eukaryota; Metazoa; Chordata; Actinopteri; Cyprinodontiformes; Cyprinodontidae.
AAACAAAAAAACCCUCCGAAACCCCAAAGCUCCAACAUGUAUUUACUAAAUUGAACAUGUAAAAGUAAAAGCAUCCCUCCGGAAUUUAUACCGCGACCAAAGGACGCGUUAAAAGCAACUUUAAUCUCGUAAGCUCCAUCCGUCGGUUGUUAUUAAGCCGUAAUGGCUGCCACCCCUCCCGGACAAGGCUUCCCGAACAAGACUCGUGUGGCCAUCUUGGCAGAGCUGGACAAGGAGAAGAGGCGGCUGAUGCAGAGCCAGUCCAUGAACAACCCCGGAGCCAACAUCCCCAUGUCUGCCCGGAGCAGCCUGAAGGAGGCAAGGGACAGCGCGGAGCAGCAGCACAUCGCCGCCCAGCAGAAGGCCGCCCUGCAGCACGCCCACAUCCACUCCUCCGGCUUCUUCAUCACCCAGGACUCCUCGUUCGGGAAUCUCAUCCUCCCGGUGCUCCCCAGGCUGGCGCCCGACCUCCGGCUCCUCACCCUCCCGAUCCUCCCCAGGCUGGAGCCCGACCUCUGACUUCUCAUCCUCCCGGUGCUCCCCAGGCUGGA